GCCAAAAAAUGUCCGAUUAUCACUGACUUGCUUUCAUUCUCAGCCAACGACGGUCAUCGGAAAAAGAUCCUAUUUCGACAAAAUCUUCAGACUAUUGCCAAAAGAUCCUGGCUCGUCGUGCAUGUCCGGAUUUUUUGGCCAUUCCAUUCAGGGGCUUCUGGCGCGAUUGUUUGCUUGGCCCGCCGUCGCGUAACCAAGGGUUUCUUUCUGGCGCUGCCACGGUUGACUUUGACAUUCAAACGCUCCAAGUGCUUUGUGGCCCCAAUUAAUUGUGCUUUUGCUCGCUGCAAUCGUACACUGAAUCUCCGUAUAGCAACGCCAAAGCUUGACAGAUCUCAGCCGCAUCGAACGCCAAAACAAGCAACAACACAAUGUGGAUGAGAUCUUGACAACUCACGGUAGAUUGGCUGAGCUGCUGUGCAGGGAGGUCCUGGGGCGAGAUCCAGCCCGGUCGGUUUGGUCUUCAUCCCAACCGAUCUCAAACUGAGGAGGACGGUAUUCUUUCUCAUUAUCGAAUACACUACUUUCUUCUUCUUCUCUUCUCUAUCAUAGCAUUUUCUUUGCAGGAGCCUCAGCAUCGUCCUGUUUUCUCUGUUUUCUCGGCUGUUUCUUCUUCUUUUAACGGUUUUGGUUUCCACAUGCCAGGCGCGCAAGAAACCAGUUGUCGGACUUUUCAUUUGGAUUCCUUUCCAUAACGGCACGGCUUCUUCAUUCUUCGAACGUCCCUGCGUCAGGUUUUCACCAUGGCUACCCUCCAAGUGCGUGGCGUUGGUGUCUCGGCCACCAAGCAAAAAGCCUUGGAAGAUGCCAAGAAGAUGCAGAUGCAUAUUGUGGAGGAGAGCAACAAGGCUGGAAAGGAGCCACCGCCAUAUCAUCUACUCGAACUCAUCGGGAAAGGCAGUUAUGGUCGCGUUUACACAGCAAACGACAUCAAAAACAGCAGAGUUGUAGCCGUCAAGAUGAUUGAUAUCGAAGAGGCAGACACGCUCAACCCCACGUUGGUGGACACUUACACGGAGAUCAUGAACGAAAUCAACGCCCUAAAGUUACUGAGCGAGGGCGGCGCCAAGAACAUCAACCAGGUUUUUGAGGCCUUGCCUGUACAACAAUCCAUGUGGAUCAUCACAGAGUAUUGCGCAGGUGGAAGUGUGUCAACAUUGAUGCAGCCUACCGCUCCCCACGGUCUCCAGGAGAAAUGGAUUAUACCAAUCCUUCGAGAAGUCGCCGAGGCUAUAUUCUGGGUGCACAGGCAGGGCAUUAUUCAUCGAGAUAUCAAGUGCGCCAACGUCCUUAUCACCGAGGCGGGCGGCGUCCAACUCUGCGAUUUUGGCGUUGCUGGUGUUAUUGAGAACAAAUUUGACAAGCGGACGACUGUUAUCGGCACACCCAACUGGAUGGCGCCCGAGUUGUUUGAUGGGUCAAAUUCAUACGGUACAGAGGUCGACAUCUGGGCUUUUGGCUCCCUAGUCUUUGAGAUUGCAUCAGGUCUGCCGCCGAAUGCACUCUCGGGUAUGGAAUUCCAACAGCUCGGCAGUUUUGUUAAGAAGCAUAGUCCUAGGCUGGAGGGAGACCAGUACUCAGACCAGCUCAAGGACCUUGUUGCCUAUUGCUUGGUCGAUGAUCCUGCGCAAAGGCCACCGAUCGAAUCUAUACAACAACAUCCUUAUAUUGCGAACACCGACAACAUGUACCCGACAUCCUCACUGGCGCUUCUUGUAAGAGCUUAUAGACUUUGGGAAUCUCAAGGUGGAUCGAGGAAGUCUCUUUUCAACCCCGGCGGAGCCCAGGGGCUUUCUGCAAAUGAUCUUUCAUCCACUGCUCUGGCAGAGGACGAAUGGAAUUUCAGCACCACAAUGGCGUUUGAUCAACGCGUGUUUGGUGACGCUGAUAACAAUCAGGCUGUUUAUGACGUUUAUGGGACAAACGUUGAGCUGCCUCAGCAAUUUAAUGACGAAACCACGCGCCCUUCAAAAACCAAGGGUCGACGCCGACCUCCGCCUCAUCUUCCUGUUCUCAAGGCUCCUUUGGAAAAAGUGUUUGACCCCAACACAAUAUCCAACUACGAAGACAAUUCAAGAAUGUACUACGGCAGGCCAAUGCCCCCUCCUGCUGCCGCACCAGCACCAGCACCAGCAGGUUCUGACUUACCGCUGCGGGAUGACUCUUUGCACUUGACGGUACGCGAGUCUUUGAUCGACUUGGAUGCUUCACUUGACGGGAGCGACUUGUCGCAAUUCGCCGACAUGGAAACCAUCAGGGCACCGGGUGGACACAAGUCCAUUGACUUUGGGGGCUACGAUGACAGCUCAGACUUCAAUAAAGCGCCGCUCAGCGACCCGGCAGACAUUGGCAAUAACAGACGGACCCAGGAUUGGAAGUUUCCAUCCAUGACAUCCGCGCCACUUUCUGCAAACCCCGAAAUUUCAAAUUUCUCUUUCAACGAGCACUCGUUCAAUGAGCUGGUUUAUGAUGAUGAACCCGAAGAAAUCCCCGAACCGUCUUUCAGCCGUCCAGCUUUGAUUCACCAUCCAACAGACCCUGUCGGCCUUCAGUCGCAAAGCUACAAUGAUUUGUCCGUGCCGCGCAUGCCAGACAACCGCGCGUCCAUGAGCAGUCUCAUCGAUCUUGACGAGAGUCUACCUGACAGCAUACCUGAAUUGAUGCGACCAUCGACAGCCAACUCGGACGUGGCGUCUGUCACGGGGUCGGACAUUGGUGCUCCAAACCCCUUUGAGUUUGAACGGCAUGCGUCGACAUACAAACCCUUACCGCUGAACUCUGCUAGAGAACCCUCGAUAUAUGUUUCAGACGACUCGGAUUUUGCGCGUCUCGGCAGCAGUGUGGCGGAUGCAGCUAGUGCUAGCAUGCCCAACUUGGUGCUCAAUGGCGGCAACGGUGAUGCUCUGGAUAGAAGGGAUCGCCCGGACUCGUACGAUGGUGCCAGUCAACCCGGGGGAUUGUAUGAUAACGGAGACUACCUAGAUGCCGAUUAUCUCUCCAUGGCCGAUCGCCGCACCCGCGAUCAGUACGGAGACAUGAGCGGGCCGUACUCUGAUCAGCAACAGCUGGAUGAACAACAAUACCAGCGGUCACAGUACCGACAACAGGAUCUGGUCCAGUCGUAUCAGGACGCAGAGAUUCCUCCGCUGCCAGAACCACCCUCGGCUAGGGUUAUGCAGGGUGUUGGGAGCAGGCAGGAGGCCAGCGAUGAGUUGCGGAGGAUGCUAGCUAGCUUCCAAGAGCAUCUCAGUUUUACAAACGCGCACCUUUCCAGUCUCCCCAUCCGCAGGAAUGCGGCAGGUAGACUGGAGCCGCCGGUUGUUGAAUAGGGAGAUUCCGUGGCUCUGCAGAGCAUAGCGGCGGUUGUGCACUGCGAGGUUUUCUUCUUGUUUCCAUUUGUCCUACAGUGUGUAUAUAUUUUAAAUGGGUGGCUUUUGAAAGUGACGCAGAGCGUGCAUUUAGAUAUUCAGUGGCGAUACAUUGGCAACUUACUGCAGCAUUUAUCGGCCUGCAUUUGGAGAGAAUGUUAUAUUAGAUUUAAGGCAAGAUAUAGAAAUCGAGGGAUAUAAGGAUGCAAUUGUCUGUUGUUGUAAUGGUUGACUGUUGAGAAUUGUCAAACAGGUUUCUUUGAUCUCCAGGUCAAAAUUUCAUUCCAAAGUUGACUCACGUCAAACCCCAAGACAG
This is a messenger RNA of Pyricularia oryzae 70-15, 3684 nucleotides long. RefSeq names its product STE/STE20/YSK protein kinase. Gene Ontology annotation, biological process: protein phosphorylation. NCBI's taxonomy places the organism in Eukaryota, Fungi, Ascomycota, Sordariomycetes, Magnaporthales, Pyriculariaceae. Bases 744 to 3329 code for a protein of 861 amino acids. The transcript has a single exon. Gene Ontology annotation, molecular function: protein kinase activity; ATP binding. The record is from RefSeq and is a predicted model, not a curated record.